AGAUGUCAAACGUGCCGUAGUUCAUGAAGAGAGAAAGAACGUCUUCUUCUUAGACCUGCGUAGUGUCUUCUUGAACUGAGGAACCUCCCCGGGCUUCAAUUUAGUCCUUCUGCUGGUCACCGUAGCCGUCCUAACUAGCCUUCACAGCAAGGUCUUACACCAUGUCCAUCCAUAAGAUCCAUGCCCGAGAGAUCUUUGAUUCUCGUGGAAACCCUACUGUUGAGGUUGAUCUUUACACUGAAAGAGGCUUGUUUAGAGCUGCUGUACCAAGCGGUGCAUCCACUGGGAUCUACGAAGCUUUGGAGCUUAGGGACAAUGACAAGUCUCGCUACCUUGGGAAAGGAGUCUCAAAGGCUGUAGAAAACAUAAACUCAACUAUUGCUCCUGCACUUGUAGGCCAACCGGUAUCUGUGAUUGAGCAAGAGAGAAUCGACCAGAUGAUGAUUGAGCUGGAUGGCACCGAAAACAAAUCCAAAUUUGGUGCAAAUGCCAUCCUGGGUGUGUCCCUGGCUGUCUGCAAAGCCGGUGCAGCAGAGAAAGGUGUCCCUCUGUAUCGCCAUAUUGCUGACCUUGCAGGAAACCCACAAGUCAUCUUGCCUGUGCCAGCCUUCAACGUGAUCAAUGGUGGCUCCCAUGCUGGUAAUAAGCUUGCCAUGCAAGAGUUCAUGAUCUUGCCUGUGGGCGCGAGCAGCUUCAAAGAGGCCAUGCGCAUUGGAGCUGAGGUCUACCACAACCUUAAGAAUGUUAUUAAGAAGAAAUACGGUCAGGAUGCCACCAAUGUUGGGGAUGAAGGUGGCUUUGCUCCAAAUAUCCUGGAGAACCAGGAAGCUUUGGAGCUGAUAAAGGAAGCCAUUGCCAAAGCGGGAUACACAGACCAGGUUGUGAUCGGCAUGGAUGUGGCAGCAUCAGAAUUCUACCGGGAGGGAAAAUAUGACCUGGACUUCAAGUCUCCUGAUGACCCGAGCCGUUACAUCACUCCUGAUGAGCUGGCUGAUCUUUACAAGAGCUUUGUGAAGGAUUAUCCAGUGGUUUCCAUUGAGGACCCCUUUGACCAGGAUGACUGGGCAGCCUGGACCAGUUUCACUGGGAGCACAGACAUUCAGAUUGUGGGAGACGAUCUUACGGUAACCAACCCUAAUCGCAUCUGCAAGGCUGUGGAGGAGAAAGCCUGUAACUGUCUGCUGCUAAAGGUCAAUCAGAUUGGCUCCGUCACUGAGUCAAUGAGAGCAUGUAAAAUGGCUCAGGAGAACGGCUGGGGUGUGAUGGUCAGCCAUCGUUCUGGUGAAACAGAGGACACGUUCAUCGCUGAUCUGGUGGUUGGCCUUUGCACUGGGCAGAUUAAGACUGGAGCUCCUUGUCGUUCUGAGCGUUUGGCCAAAUACAACCAAAUUCUGAGAAUUGAAGAAGAACUGGGAAACAGCGCUUGUUUCGCUGGGAAAAACUUCAGAAACCCACUGGCCCAAUAAAUCAAUCAAUCAUUUCUUUCUACAGACAUGUGAAUUUAUACACAAAACUGUAGGAGAACAGGCAGUCAUGGUUAAUGUAGGGCUACUGUUACAUGCUACUGUUGCACUAAUGAUGGUAAUGAGUUUAUAAAAAGUGAGCAUACUGUAGUAACCAGCCACUCUGCUGUAUUCUGUUUUCUGCAUUCAUAGUACAACAGUUAAUCUAUUUAAAAUGAGUAAUAUUAAUUUAUGACUCUUGCUAACUGUGGUAAAAAUGUGAACUUGAAGUCAAAGUUAAUAAACAGUUUUAUUAGACAAUC
Molecule: messenger RNA, 1765 nt
Organism: Cheilinus undulatus (humphead wrasse)
Lineage: Eukaryota; Metazoa; Chordata; Actinopteri; Labriformes; Labridae
Gene: eno1b
Product: enolase 1b, (alpha)
Exons: 12
Coding region: 162-1466 (434 amino acids)
Biological process (GO): glycolytic process
Cellular component (GO): phosphopyruvate hydratase complex
Molecular function (GO): magnesium ion binding; phosphopyruvate hydratase activity
Source: RefSeq, a predicted model, not a curated record